AUUUCCCAUUAUGCAACACCGAUGACAUUCGAAAAUCAAGAGGUCACCAAUGGCUGCCUCCAUAGGAGAGAUGUGUGGAAGAGGUUUAUUUUGCUGGGUCAAAACUAUAAACGUUUGGGCUGUCAGACUGAAAAGACACGCUAAAAGAAAUGUACACAGCUCCAGUACACAUUACCAGCUCAAGACUCAGAUUAAAACAAAACGAAUACCAGAAUGGGCAGGAGUGGUGGGACUUGAAAUCCAUGUUCAGAUUUCAUCACAGUCCAAACUCUUCUCUGGCUCCCGGGUCCAGUUUUCAGCACCUCCAAACUCCUUAGUUUCAUUCUUUGAUGCAUCCUUACCUGGUACAUUACCUGUUCUCAACAGACAUUGUGUUGAAGCAGCAGUGAUGACAGCCUUUGCACUGAACUGCUCUAUCAACAAGAAGUCUUUGUUUGACAGAAAACACUACUUCUAUGCAGACUUGCCUGCUGGUUAUCAAAUUACGCAGCAGAGACUUCCCAUUGCUGUUAAUGGGACACUAACGUACAGUCUUGGCUUGGGACAGAAGUGGAACCAGAUGGUUACAAAGAGUGUAAGAAUUAAGCAGAUACAGCUAGAGCAAGACAGUGGGAAAAGCCUUCAUGAUGAGACAAGGAGUCGAACGUUCAUUGAUCUGAACAGAGCAGGAGUUGGACUGAUAGAGAUUGUCAUGGAGCCUGACAUGAGCUGUGGAGAGGAAGCGGCUGCUGCAGUAAGAGAAAUCCAACUGAUUCUGCAGACACUUGGGACAAGCCAGGCAAACAUGGCAGAGGGGCAAAUGAGGGUUGAUGCCAAUGUUUCUGUCCAUCAUCCUGGGGAGCCUUAUGGUGUGAGGGCUGAAGUGAAGAACAUAAACAGUGCUCGCUUCCUGGCUAAAGCAAUCGAUUAUGAAAUUCAAAGGCAAAUUAAAGUGCUUGAAAAUGGAGGAGAGAUUUUAAAUGAAACAAGAGCAUUUGACGAUAAAACAGGGCGGACAGUACCUAUGAGGGAUAAAGAAGGAAAGCAAGACUACAGGUUCUGUCCAGAACCAAAUCUUCCACCUUUGAUUCUGUAUGACAACCAGACUAUUCCUGCACAUGUUGACGCUCAGCAAGUAAUUAACAUCGAUUGGCUCAGAGAGCAGCUGCCUGAAAUGCCAAGUGCUAAAAGGGAACAUCUUGUUCAGCAGUAUGGAAUUCUUCCAGAGCACAGCUUCACCCUGGUGAAUGAAGUCGGAUUGGUGGAAUACUUUCAGAGAGUUGUUGAGCAGACACAGUCUAAUCCAAAGAAAGUGAUUGGUUGGAUUAUAAAUGAGCUUCUGGGCCACUUGAAGCAGUGCAACCUCCCAGUCAAACAAAGCCCCAUCAGUAGUGCAUCCUUAUCAGAGCUCCUUAACUUGUUGGAAAAGGGAAGCAUUUCAUCUUCUGCAGCAAAACAGGUGUUUCAAGAAAUGUGGAACAAUGAAGGGAAGUCUGCAGCAGAGAUAGUUAAAGAGAAAAAUCUGGGACUAAUCCAGGACCAAAAAGAACUGGAGAAGAUUUGUCAGACUAUUAUUAAAGGGCAGCAGGAAGUGGUUUCAGAAUACAGGAAAGGGAAUAAAAAAGUUCUGAAUAAACUAAUUGGGCUUGUCCAAAAAGCCACACAAGGUCGGGCGGAUCCUGUUGUAGUCAAGGCAAUCUUGGAAGAAGCGUUGUCCUGAUUGAUUGCUGCACAAUGGAAGUAACCUCAGAGAAUGCACUGCCUCUGUACAGUUGUGUGUCUGUUCAUAAAGUGAACUGAUUGGCUAUAUGAAGAUGUCCCCCCUAACCCUCCACACGAGGUGAAACAUCCAAGCUCUGCUUUAUUAACUAAAAAUAUAAUAGAAUGCGAAUUACCUUAAAAGGGUAUUGAUUGAUGUAUAAAAAACCUGAGCUAAGUUUGUCUUGAGUGUUUUUCCACUUUGCAAGAAUAGUCAUCUGAAAAUGUGUAUUUUCUGUGUUGUAGCAGAAUGUCUGAACUGUGUACUUGCAGUAAUAGCCUUGUGCUAACUGCCUAGACCUUUUGUACAAUGAAAGUGCCCUAAUGGAAGUGCUUGUGCUUAGCAUUGUUCAGCGUGUGUUUAUGUGAGCUAUAAUGCUUGUGAAAGUCUCAAAUAAAAUCUGGAAUAGCUGUG
Messenger RNA from Protopterus annectens (West African lungfish), 2152 nucleotides. RefSeq names its product glutamyl-tRNA amidotransferase subunit B (gene GATB). Gene Ontology annotation, molecular function: glutaminyl-tRNA synthase (glutamine-hydrolyzing) activity. The coding region runs from base 50 to 1699 and encodes 549 amino acids. The record is from RefSeq and is a predicted model, not a curated record. Gene Ontology annotation, biological process: glutaminyl-tRNAGln biosynthesis via transamidation; mitochondrial translation. The transcript is spliced from 13 exons. Lineage: Eukaryota; Metazoa; Chordata; Ceratodontiformes; Protopteridae.